Messenger RNA from Coregonus sp. 'balchen', 2806 nucleotides. The record is from the annotation of a GenBank genome assembly. NCBI's taxonomy places the organism in Eukaryota, Metazoa, Chordata, Actinopteri, Salmoniformes, Salmonidae.
GGUCAGGGUGCCGGUUGACGCGACAGAGUGAGUCGUCUCUUUCUCUCCCUCUCUGUGUGUGUUUGUGCUUCUCUCAUUCCCCCAGCUGAACUCUGUGGAUCGUCAACGCUGUGUCCCUAGCUGCCCCUCUGCUUCUCUGAACCUCAAUAUGACACACUGGGCCUCCCUUGCCCUCCUUCUGGUUUUGGGCCUCUCCAUCCAGGGGACCCUCUCCCAGGAUGCUGAGGAACCUGCACCAGUGGACCCAAGCCAGGCCCCUGUCGACCCCUCCCAGGCAGAGGAUGAGGACGAGUGGGGACUGAACUCCGUUAGGGGAAGCUUCGAAGCCGUCAAUGGAUACUUUGAUUCCAUGCUGGAGCUUAUGGGCGGACGCGAUGGAGUGUGUCAGUACCGCUGUCGAUAUGGUAAGAACAUGACCAACUCCUCUGGCUAGUCUAUCAUACAUGUAUCAUAUGCGUGGCAUGCCAACGAUAGUCAGAGGAGUUAGCUAAACAAGCCCAUCUAGAUCUAGAUCAGGCUAGUGAUUAGUUAGCCGAGAUAUUCUGUUUUGUACAGACCGCUUCAAUGUGAUCCUAUAGUUCAAAUUGUGUAAUGAUUAUCCGGCAGGUAGAUCCAUUAUAGAUUAGGGAGAUGGUACACAAUGGAGAUACACAUGGACAUUAAGAUUUUCGGAAGUCUUAACACAUCGUCAUGUUAAAGCCAUUUAAACUCUUUAAUGCAACAACACCAUAUAACUGAUUAGGGAAAGCUUACACCAGGAAUUCCUUUGACAUUACUAAUAACCUUUAUCACCUCACAUCUGAUAAUGCACCUCAGUCACUGGACUAUGAGCAAGGGAGAGAUAGCUGGCAGAGGUGUCAUGAGGUAAAGUGUGAAAAACUCAGCGAUUCACAGCUAGGCUGUAGUCUUCACCAAUGAUAUCACAUGUCCAUGGACUUUACCUGUAUUGACCUUGGACCCUGUUUUGGUUACCACCAUUGAUGAACUGAUAAUCUUUCCCAACAACGUCUGACGGACAUCCAACCUCCCACACACUGGUUAAAUCAACUUUGUUUCCACAUCAUUUCAAUGAAAUUACACUGAACCAAUGUGGAUUAGACUUUGAAUUGACAUCUGUGCCCAGUGGGCUCCCUUUGCUGGGUUGGUCAAUCAAGUGUGGAUGGCGAUCAAGGUUGGGUUCAGUUCCAUUUCAAGUCAAUUCAGUCAAUUGAUGAAGUAAACUCAAAUUCCAGUUCCUAUUUUCAUUGCAUUUCUUGAAUUGAAGGGAACUAAUGUUGUCUCCAACAUUCUUUCUACCUCAGGUAAAGCUGCUAUUCCUCGCCCUGACUACCAGAUGCAAGAGCCCAAUGGAUGCAGCUCCUACUUCCUAGGCCUUCCGGUACCCAAUAGUGUAUGCAUUUGUAGAUGAUUGGAAACACACACAUUAAUGCUCAGUGAAACAUUUCCACAAUCAAGUAUUUUUAUAGAAUGCAAAUCAAAAUAGUACAUUGGUCAUACAACUCCAAUAAUAUACAGAUUGAAGUGUACACAUACACUGAGUGUAUAAAACAUUAGGAAAACCUGCUCCUUCCAUGACAGACUGACCAGGUGAAUCCAGGUGAAAGCUAUGAUCCCUUAUUGAUGUCAUUUGUUAAAGCCACUUAAAUCAGUGUAGAUGAACGGGAGGAGACAGGUUAAAGAAGGAUUUUUAAGCCUUGAGACAAUUGAGAUAUGGAUUGUGUAUGUGUGCCAUUCAGAGGGUGAAUGGGCAAGACAACAUAUUUAAGUGCCUUUGAACGGGGUAUGGUAGUAGGUGCCGUGUUUUUAAAUGCUCAACCGUUUCCUGUGUGUAUCAAGAAUAGUCCACCCCCCAAACGACAUCCAGACAAUUUGAGCAUUGGAGUCAACAUGGGCCAGCAUCACUGUGGAACGCUUUUGACUCCUUGUAGAGUCCAAGACCCGACAAAUGGAGGCUGUUCUGAGGGCACAAGGAGGUGCAACUCAAUAUUAGGAAGGUGUUCCUAAUGUUUUGUACACUCAGUGUAUAACACCAUCAUAGCGCACACACACACAUACUCACCACCCUUGUCCUGUUCCAUCAAGGUUGACCUGGGUAUCCCUGCCAUGACUAAGUGCUGCAACCAGCUGGACAUAUGUUACGACACCUGCGGCUCCAACAAGUACCGCUGCGACUCCAAGUUCCGCUGGUGUCUCCACAGCAUCUGCUCUGACCUUAAGAAGAGCCUGGGCUUCAUGUCAAAGGUCGAAGGUCAGUCAACCUGAUGCAGUGUACAUGGAAAGUUCCACAGUCUGAAAAGUGUAGAAGCCGUCAAGCCCUUGAUACCUCUGUUCCUCAACUCCCUCUCAAAGUCCAUUGCAGGAGGCUCCAACGUCCCUCCCCUCAAACCUCCUUCUCCAAAGAACUUUGAGGGGGGGGGGCAAGGAAUUAAGGAGAAAUCAAAGAUUUGACAGCUUGUACACUUUUCAUACAGAGCCACACAUUACACCUACAGCCCUAUACCUGAACUUCAUUGCACUUUCAUCAGGCCUAUUGAUAUUUUGUUCAAGAUGUUUGAAUAGGCCAGUAAUUAACUCUCAUCCCCAUGUCCCUCUUUACCGUCUAGCCUGUGAGACGGUAGCAGACACCCUGUUCAACACAGUCUGGACUCUGGGCUGCAGGCCCUACAUGAACAGCCAGAGAGAAGCCUGCCUCUGUGAAGGAGAGGAGAGGGAUGAGCUUUAAAUUAGGAUUAUAGACACACACACACACUCGCAUAUGCACACAACACACACACACUCACGUAUGCAUGCAUGCACGCACGCACAC